Molecule: messenger RNA, 1671 nt
Organism: Chenopodium quinoa (quinoa)
Lineage: Eukaryota; Viridiplantae; Streptophyta; Magnoliopsida; Caryophyllales; Amaranthaceae
Exons: 3
Coding region: 1-1671 (556 amino acids)
Biological process (GO): DNA integration
Molecular function (GO): nucleic acid binding
Source: RefSeq, a predicted model, not a curated record
AUGGUUGAGAAGUGUUAUAGGGUUGACGUUGUGAAUGAAGAAUUAGAUCGUUUGGGAAGGGUUGUGAUGAGCCCUCAAGAUCCAAUGGUUGAAACUCUUACAUGUGAAGAAGAGUACCACUCUCAAGAAGCAAGGGAGUUCGUCAUGGCCAUUGAAGAAGCCAAAAUGGAGGAAGAGGAUGAUCCUAGGGAUGAUGAACUCGAACUAGCGGAAAAAAAAUUGGAGGAGAGUGCAGUUCUUGGGCAGAAGAAAGAAGGAAGAUCUCAUGUCAUCUACUAUGCAAGUAAAACGCUUGAUGAGGCUCAAAAUAACUAUACAACAACGGAGAAGGAAAUGCUUGUGGUUGUGUUUGCCAUGGACAAAUUUAGGUCCUAUCUCAUAUGCUCCAAGGUGAUUGUAUACACGGAUCACAUAGCGGUCCGCUACCUUAUGACCAAGAAGGAAGCAAAACUGCGUCUUAUCCGUUGGGUUCUUUCGCUCCAAGAUUUUGACAUGGAAAUGAGAAAUAAAAAAGAAGCGGAGAACUAUGUAGCGCAGCAUUUGUCUAGGCUUCCUUUUGAGAAUAAGGAGGAUGUGACGAUCAAUGAGGAGGUGGGAUUUGAAACCCUCAUGGCCAUGGCUUCAACACCUAGCCCUUGGUACGCGGACAUAGUUUAUUAUCUAGCUUGUGGAGUUGUUUCUCCGGAGUUCUCCUCUCAACAAAAGAACAGGUUUUUCAAGGAAGUGAGGAGGUAUUUUUGGAAUGACCCUUACUUGUUCAAGCAAUGUGGAUAUGGACUUUUUCGAAAAUGUGUCCCGGACCAUGAGAUCGAAGGAGUUCUUGAGCAUUGCCACUCAUUGCCGUGUGGAGAGCAUGGAAGAGUCGAAAAGACUGUGGCAAAGAUCUCUCAAUCUCUUCUUUGGUGGCCAACAAUGCACAAGGAUGCCCAAAAAUUCGUUUCAAGAGUGCUAAUCAGCGAUGGUGGUUCUCAUUUUGCCAAGAAACAGUUCGAAGCUCUUCUCAAAAGAUAUGGGGCUCAUCACAAGGUUGGCCUACCUUACCACCCUCAAACUCAAGGGCAAGUGGAGGUGUCGAAUAUUGAGAUCAAAAACCUUCUUGAAAUGAUGGUGAAAAAGUCUAGAAUAGAUUGGUCUCUCAAGCUCGAUGACACGCUUUGGGCCCUAAGGACGGCAUACAAGACUCCCAUUGGCACAACCCCCUACCGGUUGGUCUAUGGGAAGGCUUGUCAUUUGCUGGUUGAAUUGGAAUAUAUAGCUUGGUGGGCGAUCAAGGAGCUUAACAUGGAUAUGUCCUUGGCGGGUGAGAAGAGAUUGCUUAAGCUCAAUGAACUUGAGGAGCUCCGAUAUGAUGCCUAUGAGAACUCAAGGCUCUACAAGGAGAGGACUAAGAGAUGGCACGACCGACAUAUAAGGAACAAGAGUUUCAAGGUUGGAGACAAGGUGUUGUUAUUCAACUCUAAGCUUAGAUUGUUUCCCGGAAAGCUAAAUUCCAAGUGGUUGGGGCCUUUCACGAUUUCGAGGACUACUCCUUAUGGGUCCUUUGAGUUGGAGGCGGAAGGGAACGAGUUCAUGGUCAACGACCAUCGUUUGAAGCUCUACCAUUGCAAUGAUCAAGUUGGCAUAAUUGAGUGCAUGAGGCUCGAUCCAUCGGAUCCUAAGCCAUCCUUUUAA